CCGCCCGGGCCGGCGCGCGCCGGUCCCCGAGGGAGGCCCAGGCCGCGCGACGCGUUCUUGACAUCAUGAAUCCUGUUUAUAGCCCUGGGUCUUCUGGGGUUCCCUAUGCAAAUGCCAAAGGAAUUGGUUAUCCAGCUGGUUUUCCUGUGGGCUAUGCAGCAGCAGCUCCUGCCUAUUCUCCUAACAUGUACCCUGGAGCGAAUCCCACCUUCCAGACAGGCUACACUCCUGGAACACCUUACAAAGUAUCCUGUUCCCCCACCAGCGGGGCUGUGCCACCAUACUCUUCCUCCCCCAACCCCUACCAGACGGCCGUGUACCCCGUGAGAAGUGCCUACCCCCAGCAGAGCCCAUAUGCCCAGUUGUCUCUCUUUUCCCCACAGCAGGGCACGUAUUACACGCAGCCACUGUAUGCAGCACCCCCUCACGUCAUCCACCACACCACGGUGGUGCAGCCCAACGGCAUGCCAGCAACGGUAUACCCUGCUCCCAUCCCUCCUCCUAGAGGCAGUGGGGUCACUAUGGGCAUGGUUGCUGGGACCACCAUGGCCAUGUCAGCAGGCACCCUGCUGACUGCUCAUUCUCCAGCUCCUGUUGCCCCUCACCCAGUCACUGUGCCCACAUACCGGGCCCCAGGAACACCUACCUACAGCUAUGUGCCCCCUCAGUGGUGAUCACCCUGCAAGUUAAAGUUUGAGGAUGGAGCUGUGCAGUCAUCAUUGAGUCCCACAGCUGGUGCUGCAGGCCAUGUGCCUCCAACCAGGACUUUCUUCUUAAUGCUCUCGACACUUAGCAAACUCAACUGUGCCCUGGCCCAGCGGGCCCCAGCGCCGCUAGUCUCCAGCUCACUGUGGGUUGGUCUUCAAGCAAAUCCUGUUUUGUGGACUGCCUGGCAAUUUUUUUUAGCUAACUGUAAAGAUAAAAAGGGAGUAUUAAUCUAUUCUGAAUCAUAUCUAGUUGAAUGCAUGUUUAAAAAAACAAACACAAAAACCCAGCUUGCUCAAUCUACCUGCAGUGACUGAUGCAGAGCCACCAUAUGCAAAUCCAAAGGAAUGGAGCCGUGUUUUACAACUCGUAUCACUAAUGCACUGCUGCCAUGUAUGCGGAGUCUUAAAGUCAUACGUGUUCAAGUGAAUGUCUUCAUAAAGCAUCUGGAGUAUCUGAGGUGACCUUCAGCCUGUUGGGGUUGGUGUGGGUUGUAGUUUUCAGUGACCUGUUUCUUUGGCACUGACUGGCUCAGGAGGCGCUGCAGGACUCAGGGCCGUGUUAAGGAGGCUGCAGCAGCUUAGUGAGCAUUGCUUUCCUCUGCUGAAGCUUGGUGUGGUCUGGGGAGAAGGGACAUACAUGAAAAUGAGCAGGAAAGAUUGUAGCUGUGUGGCCAGGACAGUUUGGGGAGGAGUGGGCUCCGCACCAGCACAGCUGCCACCUGAGUUUACAGUACACGGCUCAUGGGGGACAGUGUUUGUGUAUCUCCUGGAAAAGUCUAGAGUAGCGCAAAACUGUUUUCCUGGGCCGCGAGGUAUAUGAAAGAAAUAGCCACGCUUGGUGAAGGAGGUACUGUCCCCUGCUUUAUUUCACUUAGAAAAGCAUUCCUUUUUUCCCCAGGAGUUAGCUGAAAACAUGGGCAUUGCUAUACUCACCCUACAGAUAAGGGCAAAGAUUUCAGCUGUAUGCUAUGUUGAAAGUUGUACGUUUGUGUUAUGAAAAGGGAAUAAGCCUGUAUUUUAAUUAGUUCCUCGUGUUUCUUGUAGAGAGGCCGGGCCGUGGGUAUGUCUGACAAUGUAGAAACAUGUAACUUGUCUGGGUCAUUCACCUGGUGGUGACCUGUCCUCUGACUAGAGAGGACUCUGAGAACUGGGGUGAGGCUGAGAAGGGCUGUGUGUGGUCUGCGAGCCUCUUUUGCCACCUUCCUUGUAGCUGAAGGCACCUAACCCCAACCGAGCAAGUGUGGACAGCUGGAAGGACUAGGCAGGACUGGAAUGCACUUGUUGGCCAGGAUCCAGUGUGGAAAAGAUGGGGGUAUAUAACCCGACUAUGUACAUAAGGAAUCAGGAAGGGUUUUGUCACCUAAUAUACUCCACUUGGCAUCUGUGAGAGUGUGUGGCUGUUGUCAGUGUGGUCAGAAGAGCAGUGCAUGGGGACCUGUUCUCUUUCUGACAUCCCUGUCUGUCAGGCGGGGGCGGGGAGUUCCCACCCCCCAUCUUUGAAGGGCUGAGGGGUUGGUGAGGAGGGGUUCUGUGCUUGUCUCCGGCAGCUAAGUCAUGGCUCUGGCAGUGGGUGGAGGUCACCCCAUUUGAAGUCAGCCUGGCUAGUGGGUGGAACACCUGGCCAUUGGGCCUUUGGUAAUGUUAUUUUUAUAGUACUACUCUUCAUAAUUGUUUUAAUAUUUUAUUUUUAAGAAGUUUGGAAAGAUUUUUGCAUGAAUCAAUGUAAACGGGAGAUUCCUUACUCCCCGUGUCCAUUACCAUAGACUGUUUACUGGUGAGUACUUUAAAUUGCUUCAUGAGCACUUAACUCUGUGUGUGUGUGUUUGUGUGUGUGUGUGUGUGAGAGAGAGAGAGAGAUAGAGAGAGGAGGGAGGGAGGAAAAGGGAGAGGGAGACAUGCAUGCACACUCAAAUGUUUACCCCAAGUACGCAGCUCCUUCUGUGUUGGUAUUCCUGUCUGUAUGGUGGAUAGCCUGCCCAAGGGUUUCCUGGGACACAACAGACUGAAGGCAGGUUUCCUGGGUGAAUGACCAUGAGUCAGUGCAGCAGAUUUUAGUGUAUGCUUUGAAAACGUCCCCAUCAGAAUAGAACCAUGCACAUACACUGCCUGCAAGGAGAUUCACUUGUCUUCGGAAGUUACAGGAAGCUGCUCCGACUGCCCAUAGCCAGCUUCGGGCUAGCACAGCAUGCGUGGUCACGGCCCUGAGCCAGGGCGAGUGCGCUUGCAUCCCGCCCUGCUGGUGGCGUCAGCUUCACAGACCAUCCCCAUAACUUUAACAAUUUUAUUUCUCUUUGCAAUUGAAUUGAGAGACUGUCAUAUUUUUGCAUUGUACAACUCAUCUGUGUGGAAAUCUUUUCCGUUUGAAAUGAUGAGGGCCUUGGGCAUCAGAUCUGCUGGUGAAAGGGAGCUAGCUCUUUAAUCUUCAUGUGGGUGGUAACAAGCCAUCAGAUUGGGUUAUGACAGCACAUUUUACUAAAAGUAAAAUUAGGGAAUAGAACUUGGGUCAGUAUUCUAUUACACCACUGCAUAACUUGUGUCCCCAAAAUACUGUGCAACAUUCCAAGAAAUUGUGCUUAUUAUGUGUGUAACAUUCCCAGUUAGAAGGCUUUCAGUGGAAUUACCCUUCUAGGUGGAGAGACAGGCAAGCAAAGGUCUGCAUGGCCUGUAAGCAUGGGCAUCUUUAAGACUUUCUUAAAUAUGUCAUCUGCCUUCUCAGAGCCCCUGGGCUUAGGAGACGUCUUCAUCUGCCCCCCGCUCCCUGCGGAGUUGGAGUGUGAGUGCUGCCGGCCUGGCUGUUGGCUGUGGGCUCCCCGACUAGGAAGUGAGGCCACCUCAGGCCUGGCCAGUUAGGCAAGAGGCGUAGACGCUUCCAAAACCUCUGUCUCUGGUGGCCCAUUCCAGGUAACACUGGAAAUGUCACUGUGGUUGUCAGCCUGGUAUUUGCUGCUCUGGACAAGUGUUUCUUGAGUGCUAUGCAGAGGCAGCACUUCGGAACAGGAGAGGAGGCCCCCAGCUUUGGACCUAACCUGGGGGUGCCUUACUGCUCAGUGUCCUGCCUUUCCUCAGCCAGGUACCAGGUACCUUGUCCCACCUGGUAAGUCAUUCUGUGACAGGAAGCUUAGAAAGUGGUUUGGAGGAACUCCAGUGAGUGGAAACACGCCCAUACUUAGGAAGCCUUGGACUGCACUGGCGUAUAGCAUGGGCUUUCAUUAGUGUGCCUGUGGUUACAGUGAGGUUGGCAUACACCAGCCUUAAUAUUGGGGCUGCUCCUGAGAAGUCUCCAUUUUCUCGCCGGUGCUCUUUGAACAUGGAAUACAGUAUUACUCAGACCAUUGGGCCACUUCCAUUCAGCAGCUAACUGCUGCAGUCAGUCCACCUGGCGCUCUGGAUGGUACAGGAUUGCCUGUGGGUGCAGUGGCAGUUGGGACAGCUACUGGUCAUUCUCUGGUGCUUUCUAGGGGCAGUGGGGGUACAGGCUUAGGUAUGGAGGGCACGUGUCCCAGGUCUGUGUGUACUCUUGAGUGCUUGCUCUUCCCCUAAGCUUAAGGGAUGGUUUAGACAGAAGUGCUGGGCUGAUCUGGCCUCUUCCUCACGCUCCAUUCAUGUGAAGAACAGAACACUUGCGGAGUAACCCUCACUGGAGUACAGGACGAAAUUAAGCUGUAUGUGAUGGGGAAAACGGGGGUUUCCUAAGGGGCAAGGCUGCCUUCGUCAGUGGGCCUGUGCGGCAGGUGGGCUGGAUCUGAAACUGGCGUCCUGGUAGGGUGGUGACAGCCGCUUGAAAGAGGCCCCAAGGAGCUUCGUGGGCUGCAACUGAAUAGAAAAUGGUGUUUGUUUUUUUUAAUGGUUUUUAAAUACUUUUGUACACCUUUCUCUUGGUACUUUUUUUAAGCUUAAGUCAGCAUUGUCUUCCAGUGUUCAGGCAUCCCUCACCUCUGCAUUGAACUUAGGUGUCAAUACACAGGAAUGGACCGUCCACCCUGAGCCAGUUCAAUUAGGUGUAAAUUCAUACUAUUUUAAUUUUUUUAUGCAAUCUGAUGAGUUAGAUGAGCUCAGAUUUAAAACCCUUCAAAGCACGUUUAUUGUAGCAGGAGUUGUUAUGUAUUAACACUGCAGUUUUCAAUAAAGAUUAACUUGUGUUGCA
This is a messenger RNA of Jaculus jaculus (lesser Egyptian jerboa), 4851 nucleotides long. RefSeq names its product family with sequence similarity 168 member B (gene Fam168b). The record is from RefSeq and is a predicted model, not a curated record. The coding region runs from base 66 to 674 and encodes 202 amino acids. The transcript has 7 exons. Lineage: Eukaryota; Metazoa; Chordata; Mammalia; Rodentia; Dipodidae.